Molecule: messenger RNA, 685 nt
Organism: Dendronephthya gigantea
Lineage: Eukaryota; Metazoa; Cnidaria; Anthozoa; Malacalcyonacea; Nephtheidae
Product: 60S ribosomal protein L12-like
Exons: 5
Coding region: 137-634 (165 amino acids)
Biological process (GO): translation
Cellular component (GO): ribosome; cytosolic large ribosomal subunit
Molecular function (GO): large ribosomal subunit rRNA binding; structural constituent of ribosome
Source: RefSeq, a predicted model, not a curated record
AAAAUUCCAGGGGCUUUCUUUUCGAAAAUUUCAAAGGCAAACUACAAUAUUUUGUAGAGAUUGUCCGCAGAAAUUCGGCUGUUUCUGCCGUUAUAUAGACCAUCAAUCGUAAAUCUUUGAGAAUCCGUUCAAAAGAAUGCCUCCUAAGUUUGAUCCGAAUGAAAUAAAGAUCGUAUGUUUACGAUGCACUGGUGGGGAAGUAGGAGCUACAUCAUCCUUAGCCCCAAAGAUUGGUCCUUUAGGCUUGUCGCCCAAGAAGGUGGGUGAUGAUAUUGCUAAAGCUACCCAGGACUGGAAGGGACUGAAAGUCACAGUACAGUUGACCAUUCAGAAUCGGCAAGCCAAGAUCUCUGUUCUACCCAGUGCGGCUUCACUCAUCAUUAAAUAUUUGAAAGAACCUCCACGUGAUCGCAAGAAGGUCAAAAACAUCAAGCACGAUGGAAACCUAUCAUUGUCGGAAAUCUUAGACAUAGCUCGUCAAAUGCACGGACGAUCAAUCUCAAGAAACCUAGCUGGCACGGUUAAGCAAAUGUUGGGUACAGCACAAUCGGUUGGCUGUACGGUAGAGGGUGAACCACCUCAUGACAUCAUUGAUAAGAUCAAUGAGGGAGAAAUUGAGAUUCCAGAGGAAUGAAGAUAAACAGUGUGCUUCCAGAUUAUGGUUGUAAAUAAAAGUUGAAAUGAA